AUGGGUCGUUUCUUGGCGCGCGUGCUGCAGGACUCAGGCGACGACGUGCUGCUCAAGCAGCAGGUAGUCUUUCCCUUCGUGAAGUUCCAGCAUCUGAUGCCGCGCGGCCGUUUAGGCAACGGUGGCUUCGGAACGGUGCAGCUCGUGGAAGACGGACAUGGCCGAAUGUUCGCACUGAAGUCCAUCAGCAAGGGCCAUGUCGUCGAGGAAGGAAUGCAAGCAAGUGUCAUGAGCGAGAAGAAGGUACAGCUGAUGUGCGAUUGUCCCUUCAUCAUCAGACUUCACGAAACAUUCAAUGCCCCAGAUUUCCUGCACUUCCUCCUCGAAGUGGCACUUGGCGGGGAGCUCUAUUCGACAUACAAGAAGCAGAAUCUUUGGGGCAAUGAAGACUGUGCAAAAUUCUAUGUCGCCGCAGCGGCGCUUGCCCUACAGUACUUGCAUAGCAAGAAGAUGCUUUGCUGCAUGUUCAGGAGGGGUGAUGCUUGCGCUCUAUUGUAUCCGGUACGGGGGUGA
This is a messenger RNA of Symbiodinium sp. CCMP2592, 513 nucleotides long. NCBI's taxonomy places the organism in Eukaryota, Dinophyceae, Suessiales, Symbiodiniaceae. The record is from the annotation of a GenBank genome assembly.